GUGGGGCUGCUCCUCUUCUUCUACCCCUGGAAGUGCUGAGAGCUGCUGGCUCAUUUCACCUCCGCCUCGGAGCAGCUCGGUCCUCCGUCAUUUCAGGUCAGGGGGUGUUUAGUUAUCUCUCUCCCUCCAUUUUUUUUAUCUAAAAGUAGUGCCAACGGUUUUAUUCCUCCGCCUCGCCGGGAGGAGGACCACGCCAUUCCGGUGAAGAGUGAACUUUAAACCCUCUUCCUCACAGCUGCUACUCUGGAGACGGCGAACACCGAGGCUUCACCGGUCCAGCAUCUUUUCAUCUUCAUCCUUAGAUAAUUAUUUUUUUUAGAGGGGGGAGAAGUUAUCGUCGACUUCAGUGAAGUUUUUUUUGUGUUUUUUCAUUGGCAUCAUGACGCGGAGAUCCUGUGCCAUUUACGCCACCGGCAUCGUCUGCGCUCACCUCCUGAUAGUGGGGAUCGCCCUGGUGGUGGCUCAAGUCUUCCAAACGAUGAUCCACAGCCGGUUAAAACAGGAACUUACAUUGACGGAGAAGAGUAGAGUUUUUGAGUCAUGGAAGAAUCCUCCUCCUCCUGUUUACAUGGAGUAUUACUUCUUCAAUAUCACCAAUCCCGAGGUGUUCCUGGCAGGAGGGAAGGCAUCUGUCAAACAGAUUGGCCCGUAUACGUACAGGGAGUACAGGCCACGAGAAAAUGUAACUUUUGUGGAGAACGGGACCAAAGUUUAUGCCCUGAACCCCAAAACUUUUGUCUUUGUGCCCGAGAAAUCCGCCGGCGACCCCAAGGUCGACAUCGUCAGAACCAUCAACAUUCCACUUGUGGCGGUCAUGAACGAGCUGAACUCCUACUCCUUCUUCCUUCGAAGCAUGGUCUCCCUGUACCUGAGCGGCAUUGGCGUAGACCUUUUCAUGACCCGCACUGUCGACGAGAUUCUGUGGGGCUUCAAAGACCCGCUCAUGACAAAGAUUCACUCCAUGAAACCUGAAGUGGAUGAAUACUUCGGGCUGAUGUGGAAGAAAAACGGCACUCAUGAAGGAGAGUUUGUUUUCCACACCGGUGAGCAGAACUACCUGGAUUAUGGGAAGAUCGACACGUGGAAUGGCCUCAGGAAAAUGUCGUGGUGGUCUUCAAAUCAGAGCAACAUGAUCAACGGGACGGACGGCGCGGUCUUCCACCCGCUGAUCAACAGGAACGAGCUGCUAUACAUCUUUGCUGCAGAUCUCUGCCGAUCUAUUCAUUUGGCGUAUGUGAAGGAUGUGGAGGUGAAGGGAAUCCAGGCAUACCGCUUCGCGCCCCCCAAUGACGUCCUCAUGAACCCCAAAGACAACCCCACCAAUGCUGGCUUCUGUGUGCCGGCGGGAGACUGCCUCGGCACCGGCGUGCUUAAAGUCAGCGUUUGUCGAGAUGGCGCUCCCAUCGUCGUGUCCUUCCCCCACUUUUAUCAGGCGGACCCUGCGUACAUUAAUGCUGUCGACGGGCUCAACCCCAACGAGGAAGAGCAUGAGACGUACCUGGACCUGCAGCCGACCACAGGGGUUCCCAUUCGUGCCUGUAAGAGAGCUCAGCUCAAUGUCAUUCUGAAGAGAGUCCCAGGCUUCCCCAAAACGAAGCACAUCAACGAAACCAUUUUCCCCAUCAUGUUCGUCAAUGAGACCGCAACUAUUGAUGAUGAGUCGGCAGUACAGAUGAGGCAGCUGCUGCUCAUCGUGACUGUUGUGUCCAACUUCCCCUUGCUUAUAGUGGGAAUGGGCAUCAUCCUGCUACUGGUGCUCGUCGUCUUGUUCUGCCGAAACCGCCAGAAGAAGAAUGAAGUAAAACGUAUUGAUUUUAAUGAAGCUUUUCAUUCUUUUGCUACGGCGAAAGACGACACGGCUUACACGCCGGUCAGCGACAAACCAGACGACUCGACGGAAAAGGCAGCCAACCAGCCGACGAAGAACGGCUCCUAUAUCGCCAUGUCUCCAGUGGAGGCCCAGAAGUGUUGAUUGAUGGUUCCACACCCCUUCCCCAAGCGUGGCGAUCAGGAAGGGGGUCGAGGGAGCAGCACGGGGGUGUUGAGUUACCACGGGUGGGGAAAACAGGGACACAAACCCCAGUGAUUCAGUCAACAGACAUUGAUCCUCUUCUGUCUAUUCUCCUCCACUCUACCCGCUGAGCAUGGCUGUCACUGCCUGCGGCACUGCAACACCACCAACCUCCCAAUCUUAAAAAACCCCACCACGUCUAUCCUGGUUGGCCUAUAAAGAGGACUUCAGUGGGGGGGAGGUGGUGCUCAGCCAGGAAAAAGCCUUUUCCAUAAUUCUUCUGUGGGAACAAACUUGUAGGUGUUGCUGUUGCACACGAAUGUGCGAGCUUCUGAGCGGACCCCGACAAACUUCAGAGUGUUUAGCGUUGAAACGAACAACAACUAGGGAGGUGUUUAACUUCUGUCCUUCUUUCUGUCCACGUUAAAGCGAGGAGAAACCUUUUGAGCCUUCAGAUUACAAAGCCCUUGUGAAGCAGAUCUUUACGACAAACAUCUGAGAUCUAGGGUCGGAUAUAUACAUUUUAAAAAAGGGUUUUGCUAAUUAAAAUUAACUUAGCAUAUUUUGUGAAGCGAACAGGAAACAAAACAAACUGAGCCACACCAAAAGAAUUAGCCUUUAUUUUUUUUUCUUAAGACAGGUCUGUGCACCCAGAUGUUCACACCUCUCUUCCACUAAACUGUGCGCCGUUAUUUCACACCUUUAAUAGCCUGUUUUUUUGGGUUUAUCUUUGUUUUUAUAAUCGAGUUGUUUUCGUCCCAAGUAGGCACUGUGUAGGAUUUAAAACUGAAAUACUUGUGAUUUUAACCCUUUCCUUCCCUAAAACGCUAGUUGAAAAUGUUCAUAGAUCUAGGCUAUGUUUUAUUUAUCAGGGCUAGAAUAAAGAAUGGAUAAUAUUUAGGUUUCGUCACAUUUCCAGCAAAAAGAAGGAAGAAAGAACAAAAAAAAA
Molecule: messenger RNA, 2960 nt
Organism: Nematolebias whitei (Rio pearlfish)
Lineage: Eukaryota; Metazoa; Chordata; Actinopteri; Cyprinodontiformes; Rivulidae
Gene: scarb2a
Product: scavenger receptor class B, member 2a
Exons: 13
Coding region: 380-1972 (530 amino acids)
Biological process (GO): receptor-mediated endocytosis; protein targeting to lysosome
Cellular component (GO): lysosome; membrane; cytoplasm
Molecular function (GO): scavenger receptor activity
Source: RefSeq, a predicted model, not a curated record